AAAGAGGCACACAGCUUGAAGACGUUGAAAUGUUUCUCUGUAUGUGCGUCAAUACGUGGGCGGAAAGUUUCGGGACCAAAAAGGAAAAAAAGAGUGUUAAAACAACCCUGUAGGGAGUUUCCAGAGCCUUCCCCACAUGACGCGGUAUGAGUGCAACUCUUUACCCCAUCUCCAGCGUGCCGGCUGCUGCUGCUUUCUUCGGUCCCUUCCCUUCUCUCCCGUAAUCAAAGCCCCUGUUCGCGGCGGUGAAGCGGAAACGAGUUGACCAUGACACCAGGCAAUGGUGGAGGGGAAUCUUCUCAAGAGCAGAAGGUGGAAAAAGAAAGGAAGAGGAGGAGGAGGAGGAGGAAGAAGAAGAAAGAGGCAUGCCAGACACGAAGGGUGUGUUCCAACUUGCUGGCAGCCUGGCCUGAAGGAGAGCACCCCACUCCUUCCCCAGCCAACAACAGGCUUAAGACAACCAAAUACACCACUCUGUCCUUCUUGCCCAAGAACCUGUUUGAGCAGUUCCAUCGCCUGGCCAAUGUUUACUUUGUCUUCAUUGCCCUGCUCAACUUUGUGCCCGCCGUCAAUGCCUUCCAGCCUGAGCUGGCUUUGGCCCCCGUCCUCUUCAUCCUGGCGGUCACCGCUCUCAAGGACUUGUGGGAAGAUUACAGCCGAUACCGUUCAGACCAGGAGAUCAACCACAUGGAGUGUUUGGUCUACUGCAGGACUGAAAGGAAAUACACCACCAGAUACUGGAAAGAAGUGAAAGUUGGAGAUUUCAUUCAGCUACGUUGUAAUGAAAUAAUUCCUGCUGAUAUAUUGCUGCUUUCUUCAAGUGACCCAGAUGGCCUGUGCCACAUAGAAACUGCUAAUCUGGAUGGGGAGACCAACUUGAAACAAAGACAAGUUGUGAGAGGAUUUUUAGAGCUGGACUCUGAAUUUGACCCUUUGAAGUUUACUAGCAUCAUUGAAUGUGAGGAACCAAAUAAUGAUUUAAGUAGGUUUCGAGGCUUCAUUGUGCAUAACAGUGGGAACAAGGUUGCAUUGUAUAAAGAGAAUCUCUUGUUGCGAGGAUGUACGAUUAGAAAUACAGAAGAAGUCUCAGGAAUAGUCAUCUAUGCAGGGCAUGAGACGAAAGCCUUGUUAAAUAACAGCGGGCCACGUUACAAGCGCAGUAAGCUUGAAAGGCAAAUGAAUGUCGAUGUCCUUUGGUGCGUCCUCAUACUUAUUGUGAUGUGUUUGUUUUCAGCUGUUGGUCAUGGAAUCUGGGUCUGGCAAUAUGGUGACAAAAAGAAGCCUGUCUUUGAAGUCCCAGGCCCCAGUGGGAACUAUUGGUCUCCUAGUCAAGCUGCAUUUUAUUUAUUUUUGACAAUGAUUAUAGUUUUUCAGGUUCUCAUUCCCAUUUCUUUGUAUGUCUCCAUUGAAAUUGUUAAAAUAUGCCAAGUAUUUUUUAUUCAUCAAGACAAGGAUUUAUUUGAUGAAGAAACAGAAGUUCAACUACAGUGUCGUGCUCUGAACAUCACUGAAGAUUUAGGGCAGAUUCAGUAUAUACUUUCAGACAAGACUGGGACUCUUACUGAGAAUAAAAUGGUUUUCCGAAGAUGCACUGUUUCUGGCAUAGAAUACUCCCAUGAUGCCAAUGCGAAACGUAUAGCCAUGUACCAGGAAGCCGAUUCUGAAGAUGAUGAAACUGCAGCUAAAGCAGGGACGUUGACCCAGCGGGACAGUAUUAGCAGUCAUCAGAGCGUUAAAGUUGUCCACAGGAACCAGAGCACAAAAUCACAUAGGCGUACAGGGAGCAGAGUGGAAGCCAAAAGAGCAAGCAUUCUCUCAAAGCACACGGCUUUCAGUAGCCCAAUGGAGAAAGAUAUCACGCCAGAUCCUAAUUUGCUACAAAAAGUAAAUGAAUGUGCAAGCUACCUGGAGAUCACAAGGAGCCAUGACCGACCAUUAUCCCAGCUGUCCCCUGAACUCUCAGACAUCUUUGAUUUUUUCAUAGCGUUGACGAUUUGCAAUACAGUGGUAGUUACAUCUCCAAACCAGCCGCGACAGAAGGUUAGACUCAGAUUUGAGCUGAAGUCUCCUGUAAAGACCAUUGAGGACUUCAUUCGGAGACUCACCCCCAGCCGCCUGACCUCUGGCUCUAACAGCAGCAGCUCAUCAAGCCUGGCUGCCAGCAAAUCAACACAGAGAGCUGGUUCCAGUAUGAUUUUGUCAGCGUCCACAGAAAGCACUUUACUAAAACUAGAAGAAACACUAACUAACUCUUCCCAGGUGAAUAACAACGGCUAUAGUUCCCAGCAGCCCAAGACAUCAGGGAAUGGGCCAGGAGAAGGAGAAUUGCGCUAUGAGGCUGAGAGCCCAGAUGAAGCUGCCCUUGUCUAUGCAGCGAGAGCGUAUGACUGUGCUUUGGUUGGUAGGCUGCCUGACCAGGUAUCAAUAGAGCUACCUCACUUGGGGAGAUUAACCUUUGAACUCUUACACAUCCUGGGCUUUGACUCCAUCCGGAAACGGAUGUCUGUGGUGGUCAGGCAUCCUCUUACUGACGAAAUAAAUGUUUACACUAAAGGAGCAGAUUCGGUUAUCAUGGAUCUUCUUCUGCCCUGUUCAUCAGGUGACCCUAGAGACAAACAUCAAAAGAAAAUCCGAAGCAAAACUCAGACUUUUCUUAAUCUUUAUGCUGCUGAUGGACUGAGGACUUUGUGCAUUGCAAAGAAAGUGCUGAGCAAGGAGGACUAUUCUUCCUGGUUAAAAAGUCACAUUGAAGCAGAAUCUUCUAUUGACAAUCGAGAAGAGCUGUUGUUCCAGUCAGCUGUUCGUGUAGAGACUGAUCUGCAUCUUCUAGGUGCAACUGGCAUUGAGGACCGUUUACAGGACGGAGUCCCAGAAACCAUUGCAAACUUGCGCAAAGCUGGGCUGCAGAUAUGGGUUCUAACUGGAGAUAAACAAGAAACAGCCAUUAAUAUUGCAUAUGCUUGCAAACUAUUGGAUCAUGAUGAAGAAAUCAUCACCUUGAAUGCUGACUCACCGGAAAUGUGUGCCACGUUACUGGAACAGCACUUGCACUGCAUAGAGUCUAAAUUUUCAAAUGAAGCAGCUGAAAAAUAUACUCAGAACUCAGAAGUGAAGUUCACCCCCCUCUGUGUGCCAUCGUCUUUGGUGCAUCCCAGAUUGGGCUUGGUGGUUGACGGAAGGACCCUGGCUUAUGCCCUAGACAAAGGCCUAGAAGAAAAAUUCCUUUUGUUAGCCAGGAGAUGCCGUUCUGUACUCUGUUGCCGUUCUACCCCAAUUCAAAAGGGGAUGGUUGUGAAACUGGUCAGAGACAAACUCAGAACAAUGACCCUGGCAAUAGGUGAUGGAGCUAAUGACGUCAGUAUGAUCCAAGUCGCUGAUAUUGGUGUGGGGAUCUCAGGGCCAGAGGGCAUGCAGGCUGUGAUGGCAAGUGACUUUGCAAUCCCAAAGUUCCGGCAUUUGGAGAAACUCUUGCUUGUGCAUGGCCAUUGGUGUUACUCACGGCUCGCCAACAUGGUGCUGUAUUUCUUCUACAAAAACGCAAUGUUUGUGGCUCUUCUCUUCUGGUACCAGUUUUACUGUGGAUUUUCUGGGUCUUCCAUGAUUGACCAGUGGUACCUGAUCUUCUUUAACUUGUUAUUCUCAUCCCUUCCCCAACUGAUUGUUGGAGUGCUUGAUAAAGAUGUACCUGCAGAUAUUUUAAUUGCUGUGCCUCAACUCUACACAAGUGGCCAGAAAAUGGAGGAAUACCAGCCACAUAUGUUUUGGAUGAACAUGAUUGAUGCUCUCUACCAAAGCCUGGUUUGCUUUUUCAUCCCUUACUUUACAUAUUAUAAUUCAGAUGUGGAUAUAUUCUCAUGGGGAACCCCAAUCACCACCAUAGCUCUCUUCGCCAUAAUAUUGCAUUUAGCUAUUGAAACCAAAACCUGGACUUGGAUACAUUUCUCAUCUUGUGUCUUCAGCAUUGUUUUGUUCUUCAUUGUGGCUCUCCUCUACAAUGCAUCUUGUCCAAUAUGUUAUCCUCCAUCCAAUCCCUACUGGAUCAUGGAAACGCUGGUGGGAGAUCCCAUGUUUUAUCUGACUUGCCUUAUAACACCUGCUGUUGCUUUGCUUCCCAGAUUUUUGUACAGAACACUUCAAGGGACAUUAUUCCCCACCCAGCUUCAGCUUGGACGCCAGUUGUCAAGGAUGCCGCCAGAUGCUCGCAACCAGCUUAUAAACAAAUGGAACAACAAGAAGGACACUGAUCCCCAUAAAUACCCCUGUGUUCAUUAUUCUCCAGAAAGCCCAUAUUUCAUUGCUAGUGACUCUUUAAAGGCUUGUAAUCAAAACAGUCCCUCCGAAUUAUCUCAACAAGGAAAUGAACUACCUAAGACACCAAAACCAAAGACAGAGUCCACAACAGGGUUAAACAUUCCUGCUCCUCCUCUUGGUGCUCAGUUAUGUGAGGAGAAUGGGCAUUUUUCAUUGGCUCAUAGUCAAGAAGAAGCAUCUUUGGGUUUUCCCAAAGGACCUUCAGAGCUGGAGCCGACACUGGUAGAUGAAACAUUCCAGUGGAACUCGACAGCAGACCAAACAGACUUCAGCUUAUUGAACUGGAUCGCAUUGACUCCAUUGUUUAAUGGCAUUGGAAGAGAGCUGCCCUGGUUAUCGAGCAGUUUACAGAAUGUAAGGCAGGACAAUGCAGCUCCAUGUAGCUACAGUUCUCAGGACCUCAAAGGCUCAACAGAGCAAAGCUCAACCUGUUUUCAGGAGCAAAUGAAAAAGGCUGCAGAUGGCUGCUUUAAAACUGAAUCUCUUGAGUCAACUUGUUUAUGACAUAGGCAUUGUAGCGUAUAUUUCUAUUUGCACAAGAGUAUAUUGCUCUGUUUCCAAAGAUGAAACAGAAUAUCAAGGUACAUAGUUUUAUUUUUAAAUGAAUUUUAAGCGCAAUAUGUUGAAAAUAAGAGCUUUAUAUACAAUGAAAAGAUACAUAUAUGUAUUUAUUUUUCAUCUCAUUUUAUACAAAUGCAAUGUUUAUUUUUAUUUGCUUCUGUUCCGGGCUCAUUUACCAGGUCACAGCGGCUAGAUUUCUCCCCAAAGAUAGAUGUGAUUACCAGUGUUUCAGCCAACAUAGGAAGGGAAAAUCCUAUACUGACUUAAUAAAACUUAAGCAGUCCUCAGCACGUUGCUUCGGGGAGGGGAGGAAGGAAUGUCUACAUGAAAGCAAAUUGCUCAGAAAUCCAUAGGAAAAAAAGCUUCACUCUGUACAGUGAUGUUUUAUUGUCACAGAAAUAAUACUGACAAUUUACAGGCGUGACGCCCCCAUUUUUUAUAUUUCAACCAUAGCAAUUUAUGUAUCGUGUGAAAAUAA
Molecule: messenger RNA, 5350 nt
Organism: Rhineura floridana
Lineage: Eukaryota; Metazoa; Chordata; Lepidosauria; Squamata; Rhineuridae
Gene: ATP10A
Product: ATPase phospholipid transporting 10A (putative)
Exons: 23
Coding region: 268-4815 (1515 amino acids)
Biological process (GO): phospholipid translocation
Cellular component (GO): plasma membrane
Molecular function (GO): ATP hydrolysis activity; ATPase-coupled intramembrane lipid carrier activity; ATP binding
Source: RefSeq, a predicted model, not a curated record